CUUUCAAUUUUGGUAUUGCUUUUGAUUGAGAAUUGAAAUAUCGCAAUAUGUCGGACUAUUUGGAAAUAUUUUUAGAGUACGUGUAGAUGUAAAAACACGGAGACUAUGUAUUGUUAAAUUAUGUGUUAUGGAAUAUACUUGAUAAAUAUAAUUUCUUGAUCAAUACAAUUGAAGCGAAGAUAUGUGUUGUGGGCCAUUCGCCUUGCAUAUUUACUGUAAAAAUAUACGUGACUGGCACCUUGCGGUUUGGUGCUCGCACGCAAGCGAUCGUUGGACGAAAUAGCAUUUCACGUAUCGCCAGGGCUAUCCUGAGCGUGAUAUAUACACAAAUAUUUACUAUGUUAGAGGACAAGAUGGAUGAGAAAGUUCAGUGUCCAGUUUGUACUCUUUAUCUUCACAAUGGGAUGUCGUUAGAGACUCAUUUGGAUACGCAUCCUAAAGAUCAAGUUAUUAAAGCUUUAUGUUGUUUAUCUUCCAAAGGCAAUGCAAGUGGCAGUAGAACUCCCACACCAUCAAUUUCCGAACGUUCUUAUAGAAGUAGGACCCCGGUGACAGAUGAUAGUGUUAGAUGGUCUUCAUCACGCCGCAGUGCUGAAAGCACUUAUUGGAGAAGGACACCUAGCAGAAAUAAAUCAUUGUCAUCAUGUAACUCUAGAAAUGCCACUCCAGAAGCCAGACUGAAUGUUACCAACUUUGACAGCAAUGCUGUCAACAAUUGUUCUGAAUUUUCAAAUUGUUCAGUGAAGUCUUCUAAAACAUCCCAGUCAUAUCUGCCGAGUGUGCCAACAAUACAAUCAAACUAUAGUCAGCAAUAUCCAUUCUACAGUGAGCCUACAGAAGACCCGGAAAUAAAGUAUUCUCGCAGCUCUGAUUACAAUGUGGCUGAAAAUACAAAUCAGCUGUUUGUUUAUAAUGUUCCAGUACUAACAUCAAAUGUAAAAGUUUCAACUUCUCCUACAUUACCAACACCUUCAACAUCUAAAAAACAGAGUAAUUAUGUAAAAAUUCUUCCAAAACAAAACAUGGUUUUAAAAAAUGCUGCUAGGUUAGGAUACAUUGCUCCAGGGCUCAAGCCAUAUCCUGUUAUGAUGUCCACAUCUCCAACUUAUAUGCAAAAAAAUGUUCAAACUAAUAUGAUGGUUGCGGGAAGUGUACCUGUGUCUGGAAUAAUUGAUACUAAAACAGCUGUGGCUCCAUUAGCAAGUCAGUUCACUCAACUUAAUUCAGGCAACUUAACAACUGGGACAACUGUGGUAACUCAAAAUUCACAAAUUAUUUAUCGGGAGAUGGUGCAUAGUAUAGAUGGAAAACCUUAUAUUUCAAAUAUACCACAUGUUCUUAAUACACAUGAAAAUAUGGGGCAGAGUGGCUCAUUGUAUCAAAAUCUUAUGGUGGUUGACCCAUUCGGUAACACUUCAUGUAUGUAUAGUUCGCCUCAAUCUAUUUUACCCAAGACUUGUAACUCUCCAAUAUUCAGCAAUAAUUUAUCACAUAUACCAACAUCAAUUGACAAGUCAAUACCAAAUAUUGUAAAUGAUGUUAGUAAAACAUUGAUAAUGGAGGUUAGCCCAAUUCAGCAUCAAAUGUCAUCUAAAACUGAGGUGAUGGCGAUGCAACAAGUGGAGGAGACCAUGGGUGGUAACUGUGCUCAAGGACAGACAGAAAGUGAUACUGUACAUAGAUCAUUAGAACUAGAGUCUGAGUCUAAAAGUUCAACAUCUGUUUCCACAAAGGGACUAAAAAUUCUGAGCAAUAUUAAAGUGGAAGUUCCUGUACAGCACAGCAAGAACAUGAUUAAUACUAUUAUGGACCUUACCGGUCCAGGAGACUCUGGGUACAUUCAAUGUCCUCAAUCACCUGAGAAUAUUCUACCAGAUUUAAAGGAGAAACCUCAGAGUAGAUCAGAUAUUGACAAUCACUGUCACCCAUCUAAUGAGAGUAAUGAAAAAUAUACACCUCAUAACUUUUCAGUUAUAAAAAAUGUUGGCAAUCCACAGUCCUGUAAGGAUUUUCCUAAGUUAAAUAGUGCACAGGAGGACAAUGAAUCAUGCGAUAGCAAUCCAGUUCCUGACCUUAUAUGCAACGAAAAGCCUUCAAUAUCACCCUGCAGUGACUUAUCAGAAAACUCCAUGGACCAGUGUUCACCACUCUCAAAGCAUGACCAUGCUCCAGAAACCAAAAAAGAAAUAAUUUCUGGCAAUGAUCAGAAAUUAAAAACUGAGAUGGUAACAAUUAAGGCACAUGUGGAAAGAGAUGAUUCAAAUACUUCUAAAUCUACAGCAACAUUUCCAGUUGUCCAAGCCUUGACAAACAUUGUUGUUGAAAAUGAUGAUUUUCAUUCUAAACAAAAGAGCCAUCCCCUUAGACUAAACAAUAUAUUUGUCAAAAAACAUAAAAAGCUAACUAUAAAAAAUUUUAAGCCAUCAAAAUUUGAUUCAGACCCACGACCUUCGUCAUCCACAAGUAAAUCUGAACAAUACUUCAAUCUGAAUAUUGAGAAGGUAGAAAAUCACGAGGAUGGAAUUCAGCCUGAAACUUCUGUUCAAAAAAUUGAAGUCUUAGAAAAUGAGAAAGAAUUCGAUGCCGACACAGAAGAGCAAUCAAUGGAUAUUGAGCCGACUGCGCCUUCAAUGAUAAGUCACUCCAAUGGCUAUUCAACCUCCAUUGACUUGGUAAUCAAGGAGGAAGUGAAUUCCAACAAUGAGUUCAGCAACGAAGCCGAUAAGUCCGGACGUGACGUGGCCAACCUCGAGUCUUUGCGUCCGAUCAAUGUGAUCACUUAUGGCAAUAUGGGUGCCGCAGAUUUUGACGACGAUUCCAACCAUAGAGAGCUGCUGGACUUAGAGACGGCUUCUAAAAACAAGCAAUUUGUCAACAUGAUGAACGAUAACUAUUUCGGUGAUAAUAUUUACGCUGAUUAUUUCACACCUGAUCGCGUCGAGAGUUUCGAUUCAGAGAAAGGAUCGAAUGUGGGUAAGGAUAGGGAAGUGUAUAAUAUUUGGGGAGAACCAUCGCAAAAGGAGAACGAGUUUGUCUUACCAAAUUUUAUUCACGAAAGCUACAAAAUUGCCGAGAGCAAUAUGGAUUAUGAUAUUGGAGAAAAUCAAAAUAUAAAUCACAUGGGACACGGAGAACGGGAUAGUAAGGCUGAUGUUUUACAAGAGACUAGGGAAGAGGACCCGCCGCUGAAUAUUUGUGCAGACGAGCGGAUGCCCCCCCGAGGGGAACUCAGCGGACAAGAGAGUAAUGGCGAUAUGGAGUCAUCAUGGAGCGGGAUGUACCCGGAGGUGACGGCCGCGGAGCCUUACGACCUGAUGGCUCGCGAGAGUUGGGUCUCCGACGGUUCGGACGUCGACGACAACCACAAGACGGAAAAUUUAGAGGAACCGUUGACGAAAGGGCGCCUCCACACGUGCGCCCAGUGCGGCCUCAAGUUCCCGACGCUGAAGGAAUUGCGAUCCCAUUGCAACGCCUCCUACUCCCACAGCCGCAUCGCCCGCUGCAUCAAGAGAGAGGAAAAACCGGACGUGCCUUCGUUAGCUGAAACCCUCAUAUUCGAAACCAAAGACGCGGUGGCAACCUCCAUCCUGCCCGAAUUCGAUCCGCUGGCCGAGACCAAGCCGGAGCUGAUCCUGAUAAAGCAGAAGAAGAAGCGGAACAACUUCGUGUGCUUCACGUGCAACGUGGACCAGGGCGGCCCCGAGGCCUUCAACGAGCACCUCAAGGUUCACCCGCUGGAGUGCUACACGUGCGGCAAGUUCUUCUACCGGCGAGCCAACCUGGUGCUGCACACGAAGACGCACCUCGGCAUCAAAAAUUACAAGUGCGAGGUGUGCGGCAAGCGCUUCGUGACGCGGCAGAAGCUGGGCGAGCACCGCAACACGCACACCGGGCAGGCGCCCGUCAAGUGCACGCUGUGCGACCAGACCUUCCGCCGCUACUCCAACAUGGUGCAGCACAGGGACCGACACCACCUGAAGAAGAAGGCCAAGGUGCGCGACUUCGUGUGCCGCUGCGGCGCCGUGUUCCACUCGCGGGCCAAGCUGCUGUGGCAUCAGGAGACGCACGAGGAGCGGCCCAAGGCCUGCCCGUACUGCGGAGACAAGUUCGUGCACGCGGCGUCGCUCACGCGCCACGUGCGGCGCUCGCACAACCACCUGUACGUGGCGAGGCGCUCGGGCCGCGACGAGAACGUGCCGUGCCCCGUGUGCAAGCAGGUCUACCUGCGCUCCAACCUGCGCGCCCACCUGCACACGCACAGCGGCAAGCGGCCCUUCGUGUGCGUCAUGUGCGACAAGGCCUUCACCACCAAGUGGAACCUGAAGCUCCACCGCUGGACGCACGCCAGCCGCUCGGCCAAGCCCUACAAGUGCACCCUGUGCAAGGGCGCCUUCUUCCGCCAGAGCGAGUACGCGGCGCACGUGAACGCGCAUCGCUCGGUGCGGCCGUACACGUGCAAGCACUGCGGCCGCCAGUUCAUCCGCAAGUACAACUGCCAGCGGCACGUGCGCGAGCACGAGACGGCCAAGCGCUACGCCUGCGAGGUGCCCGACUGCGGCAAGACCUUCCACCGCAGCUACUACCUCACGGAGCACAUGCGCGUGCACAGCGGCGCCCGCCCCUUCGCCUGCAACGUCUGCGGCAAGACCUCCACCAACAAGUCCAACCACAACAAGCACGUCAAGAUCCACCACGCGCGAGAGCCCAUCGCCACCGAGGCCUAGCUGGACCGACUCCUCCCUCUCUGCGAAACUGUGAUUUGUUACUGGACGUUCUACUUAGAUCGAUUGUAAUUUAUUUCAAUUAGAUUAUAUAGUUUACUUUAACUUAGACUAAUUUCACCGCAACGUUCCCCCACUCUCUCGCCGGUCGUAUCGAAUUCGGCGGAAUCACCGCGAUCGGAAAGUCGAAUCGGAAAGUCGCAUCGGACGCGUGUCGAGCCCCUCUGAGAACCCUCGACGCGAACUUUUCCGACGAAUCACACCAGCUGUGUUCAUGAGCGUGUCGUAUUAUAUUUUAUGCACACAAUACGUGUUAAACAAUGAUCUCGUAUUCGAAACAAGGAUGUUUCACGUUUUGAUUUUAGCGAAUCGGACGCGUCGAUACUCGGCGCGGAGGGCGUCGAGCGACUCGCGCUCCCCUAAUAGAAAAAAAUGGUUAUUUAUUAUAAGUUAAUUUGUACAUAGUUAGGUAACGUUAGGCUAUAUUUUUUAACGUGGGUCGUACACCAAAUUGCAGUUCGGCGGGGUCACUGGACUGUUAGUGUCAGCAAUAAAUUAUUUCAAUAAGACAUUUUAAA
Pieris rapae (cabbage white) is the source of this 5299-nucleotide messenger RNA. RefSeq lists its product as uncharacterized. The coding region runs from base 339 to 4724 and encodes 1461 amino acids. The record is from RefSeq and is a predicted model, not a curated record. The transcript is spliced from 7 exons. NCBI's taxonomy places the organism in Eukaryota, Metazoa, Arthropoda, Insecta, Lepidoptera, Pieridae.